Messenger RNA from Astrephomene gubernaculifera, 2635 nucleotides. Lineage: Eukaryota; Viridiplantae; Chlorophyta; Chlorophyceae; Chlamydomonadales; Astrephomenaceae. The record is from the annotation of a GenBank genome assembly.
CACGGUUGGGAAAUGUUGGUGUAAAAAUGAAUUUUACUUUCUCCAAUCUUAUAGGUGCCCCUUACCGUGGGGGCACCUUGCUAAUUUGCAACAAUGAGCUUCUCACACCUGUUGGCAACCGGGUAGGCCAGGUCAGCCUGACUGAAUCGACCAGCAAAUGUCUUCCAUUUGAGAACUUGACACAAAUCCGCGUACUAUGCGUCAGCCCCGACGGCGCCCUACUGAUGUCUGUCGACAAGGACGGGCGUGCGCUGCUGAUUAAUCGUAAGCGUCAAGUGCUGCUUCACCACUUUUCAUUCAAGGGCCCCGUCGCCUGUGCGCGCUUCAGCCCAGAUGGUCGCUACGUUGCGGUGGCGGUCGGCCACCUGGUGCAAGUCUGGCUUUGUCCUUCUGCGGAAAAGCAGAUGAAUCCCAUGCAGCUGCACCGCACCUAUGGCCACUGCCACACUGACGUGCUGGACGUUGCAUGGAGCCCGGAUGGCAACUUCAUUGCUGCCGCAUCCAAGGACAUCACAGUGCGAGUCUUCUCGCUCAACCCCAUUCCCGGCUAUGAGCCCCCAACCCUGGCUGGCCACAAGGACGCCAUUAUCGGCGUGUUCUUCUCCAGCCCAGCUACCAUUGCCAAAGGGACCUCCGAUGGAGGCGAGGCGCCGGUUAUGUACUCUCUGUCAGCCGACGGGGCCCUGCACGGCUGGACCUACGACGCCUCCGCAGCCUACACGCUUGACAACCUGGCACCGCCCGUCGCCAAGCGCAAGCGGAAGGAAAUGCAGGAAGCCGAGGAGCAGCGGAAACUGGAGCAAGAGGAGCAGCAGCAGCAGGAGGAACAGGCGGAGCAGGCCCAGGAUGACCAGCCGCAGCAGCAGCAACAACAGCAAGACGGCGUUAAGGACGCCGCAGCUACAGCCCGGCAACAAGACGGCGCCACCACCUCCUCCUCACCCUUCCCAUCCCUAGCCGGCGGCAAGUGGUACCUCUCCCGCAAGCAUUACUUCCACCAACGCGGCGCCCGAGUGAGCUCCUACGACCACCACUCGCCUUCCGGACUACUGGCGGUGGGCUUCAGCAACGGCGUGUUUGACCUCUACCAGCUGCCCGAUUUUGACAACCUGCACACGCUCAGCGUGAGCCGCGAGCGCAUCAGCAGCCUGGCGUUCAACGGUGGUGGCGACUGGCUGGCGGUGGGGUGCGCGGCGCUGGGGCAGCUGCUGGUGUGGGAGUGGCGCAGCGAGACGUAUGUGCUGAAGCAGCAGGGGCACUACCAUGACAUUGCUGCCACGGCGUUCUCGCCGGAUGGGGCGCUCAUUGCGACGGGCGCGGACGACUGCAAGGUCAAGGUCUUCCAGCAGUCCUCCGGCUUCUGCUUCGUCACCUUCUCCGAACACACCGCCCCUGUCACCGCCGUCGCCUUCCUGCCCUCGGGACACGCGCUGCUGUCCGCCUCGCUGGACGGCACCGUGCGCGCCUGGGACCUGGUGCGCUACCGCAACUUCCGCACCCUCACCUCGCCCACACCCGUGCAGUUCGGCUGCCUGGCGGUCGACCCGGGCGGGGAGGUGGUGGUGGCGGGCACCGUGGAUACCUUCCAGAUCUACGUGUGGUCGCUCAAGACGGGCAGGCUCACCGACGUCCUAGCGGGGCACGAGGGGCCGGUGUCGGGGCUCGCCUUCUCACCGGUGACCUCGCUCCUGGCGUCCUGCUCCUGGGACCGUACGGUUCGUACCUGGGACGUGUACGACAGCGGCGGUUCCGGAGCCACGGAGGUAUUGGAGCACCGACACGACGUGUUGACGGUGGCCAUGCGGCCCGACGGGCGGCAGCUGGCGGCUGCCACCCUGGACGGCAGCAUCUACCUGUGGGACCCGGUGGAGGGGGAGCUGCAGGGGACCAUUGAGGGGCGCCGAGACAUCAAGGGCGGGAGACUGCAGUCGGAUCGCCGGGCGGCGGGGAACUCCGCCUCGGGGGCUGCAUUCACCUCGCUGGCGUACUCCGCGGACGGUGCGCUGCUGCUUGCGGGCGGGAAGUCCAAGUACGUGUGCGUGUACGACGUGGCGGAGCGGCUGAUGUUGCGGCGGUUUCAGUUGUCGUACAACCGGGGGCUGGACGGCGUGCUGGACCAGCUGAACUCGAAGCACAUGACGGACGCGGGGCCGCUGCAGCUGCUCAACACGGAUGACCAGGAGGAUGACAUGGUGGAGCUGCUGCCGCCCUCCACCGACCUAGCCGCCUCGGCGGACGUGCCCGGCACCUCGGCCGGCAAGCGACCCAUGGUUCGCUGCCGCAGCGUGGCGCUCUCCCCCACUGGCCGCGUGUGGGCCGCCGCCACCACCGAGGGGCUCAUGCUGUACAGCCUGGACGAGGGGCUCCUGUUCGACCCCACGGACCUCACGGAGGAGCUCACACCCGCGGCGGCGCAGGCGGCACUGGCGUCACGGUCCUUCCUCCGCGCGCUGCUCAUCGCGCUGCGGCUGGGAGACCCCGCGCUGGUACGACAUGUCGUGCUGGCGACGCCGCCGGCAGCGGUGGCGACGACGGUGGCGGGCGUGCCGGCGGUGUUUGUGCCGGCGGUGCUGUCGGCCCUGGCAGAGUAUGCGGCGGACUGCCCGCAUUUGGAGUUUGUGUUGAUGUGGGUUCG